CAUAUUAUUAUCAAAACAAUUAUCGUUGUAAUCUUUUAAUUCCAAAGAUAGACUAUCGAUUUUGUUUAUCAAUAAGAUAGCCAUUUGAAUUCCGAGAUUCAUUAGAGCUCGGUGUGAUAUUUAUAAUGUUGUUGCCUUGUUUACCAUGUUUGAGAGUGAAAGAUGAAGGUGAAGAUUAUUCGAGGCAGCUCGACAAGGACAUUAAACAAUGGAUCAGACCGUAUGAACACGCGAUAAAACUACUUUUACUUGGAACUGGAGAAAGUGGUAAAACUACAAUAAUCAAACAGAUGAAAAUAUUACACGUACAAGGAUUCUCUGCAACCGAACGCCUUGAAAAAGUUAAGUACAUAAGACAUAAUAUCCACGAAUCAAUAUUCGAUAUUGUCACCAAUAUGGGACCACUGGGCAUUGCUCUGCAGAACCCUAAGAACGUACAAGCACAGAGUUACAUACUACGUUGUGGUCUCGCGGGCCCCCCGGAGUAUAACGACUCUUAUUUCGAUAUCGUCAGACAAUUGUGGAAAGAUUCUGGAGUGAGAGAAUGCUUCAAAAGAUCUCACGAGUACCAACUUAUUGAUAGUGCUGAGUAUUUUCUAGAUAGAGUGGAUCUCGUUGAGAAGGCAGAUUACGUACCAACCGAUGCUGAUAUACUCAGGUGUCGUCAGAAGACCACUGGAAUACAGAAAAUCGAGUUUAAAGUCAAGGUGCCAAAGUCGAUGCAUGGCGGAAUCCAAGAUUUCUGGAUGUUCGAUGUUGGUGGACAGAGAGGAGAGAGGAAAAAGUGGAUACAGGUAUUCGAAGGUAUCAAUGCGAUAUGGUUCCUCGUGGCCUGCAGUGAUUUUGACCAAAGGUUAAGGGAGGAGAAUACACAGAACAGGCUGCAGGAAGCUAUAGAGCUUUUUGAAGAUGUCUGGCUAAGCAGGUUUCUAAUUUCAGCGGGCCUAAUAGUGUUCUUAAAUAAGCAAGAUCUUCUUGAACAGAAGAUAUCGCAAGGCCGCAGUAUUGCCCCAUACUUCCCCCAGUAUAAUCAGUUCCAAGGUACCGGUGACGAGUACACUAGGACCAAAAUGUUUAUCAAGAGUAUGUUUGUGGACAUAACGACUAAAAAUCGAGCCCGCAACAAACAAAUAUCGAGCCCUGAACGGUUCGUGGUGUUAGAAGCGACUAGACCCCGCGAGUGCUACUUCCACUUCACCACUGCCACGGACACAGAUAAUGUCCGCACAGUGUUUAGAGACGUGCAUCAGAUCAUACUCACGCAUAUAUUAAAUAAUAUUGGAGUGUAUUGACGUAAAAAAUAAAUUAAUAAUCUAUGAAGUUCUUUUAUUAUGAAUUAGCUGUUCUUCGUUAUUUGACCCCCGUAAAUUAUAGACUUUGUCAACCGCGUAUAUUGUAGGAAGUAAG
This is a messenger RNA of Diatraea saccharalis (sugarcane borer), 1407 nucleotides long. The record is from the annotation of a GenBank genome assembly. NCBI's taxonomy places the organism in Eukaryota, Metazoa, Arthropoda, Insecta, Lepidoptera, Crambidae.